GGCCGUGUAGGCGGCGCGCGGUUGGCGGGCGCUCCACACGCCGGCUCAGCCCGUUCUAUUUCUAAAUUGAGACAGUCACUCGCUACCGCUUUCCGUGUAUCACCUCUUCGCUAUAUUUAACUAAAUUUAUUUCUAAAAGCUGUUAAUUCCCGUUAAAAACGAUAACACUUGUGCAUACAACGUUAGAAAUGCGUUUCCUUAGUUCACAGUGAUCAUAAAAACGUGAUAUAUGUUGUGCUAUUGUUAAAUAAAUGAUGUAACCGCAGUCAACUGUAAUCCGUCACAUUGAAAUAGGUCAAUAAUAUUAAUAGUGCAGUCAUCAUAACAAAUAACAUAGAUCAAAAUGUGGUACCAAGGGGAGGAAGAUGAAGACGAAGAUCUUAUGUGUUCGCCGGCUAUCCUGGCGCGGCGUGCCUCUGAAAGUUGGAUAAACGUUCCUCCAGUGGAGAUGCUGAGUACGCCGCAGACGCUGCAGCGCAAGAAGUCGCUGCCCGACGUGGCCGGCAUGCCGCGGAUGCCGGACGGCGGCGGCAUGUCGCGCGAGGAGGUCUCGGCGCUGGGCUCCGCGCGCCGCGAGGAGGUGCGCCGCAUGUACGAGGAGUCCGAGAAACUUAGGGCCAACCCCCUGCUGUACUUAGUCAGUCCACAAGUCAAGGACUGGUUUUCAAGGCAGCAGCUGGUUAUCCUCGUGCUCUUCAUAAACAUCUCUCUGGGCAUAAUGUUUUUUAAGCUGCUCACGUAGCGCCGGCGUAUGGCGCCACCGCGCCCGAGUUGUACACUUUAUAACGACAACUAUUUUGUAAAUAUUUGUAAUACUUCUCAACCCAAAAUAGCCAAACAAUUAAUUUAUAUUAUUCAUCAAAAAUCUUAAUAGCUCUAUUCCUAAGAAGUCCUUUUGAUACGAGUUACCAUUUAAAUAUACCUAUUACGACUAUAAACGUAUUUAUUCGUCGAUAAGAACUUCAAUUUGCUAGUGUAUGUAAUUCUUUUGUCUUUGUGCAAGUGUGAAGUUUGUAUGACAAGGAUAAAAAGUGAAAAAUAUUUAUAAUUACGACUCCAACGUCGAACUGUUAUCAAAUACUAUAUUAAAUAUGUGCGAGAGUGAUAUUUUGUGUCCACUAGUCGGAAACUUCGAGUGCAAGGAGUACGAGUUAUUAAUGAACCUGCAUAUUGUAGGUUUAUGCCUUCGAUGAUAGUGCUUAACGCCUUAACUGCAAUUGUUGAAUUUGAUUGAUGACUACGUACAGCUUUAGAAGAUGGUUGAUGGCCGACGUAGGAGGCUACAUUUAUUGUUAUAUUAAGAACUAACGGCGCUCGCUGAGCCGUCGUUUAUUUUCUUAUUUACUGCGAUUCAAGUGCAGUUAUUCGGUUGGGAGACGUCACUAACCGUACUCCUUUAAUUUUAUGUUUAUAGUUAUUUGUAAAAAAAAUAACUCAAAACUCUUAGCAUAUCUAUAUCAAUCUCAUUUCCAGCGAUACUUGAGUGUGAUAAUUGAGAGCACAAAAUUGAUUUAUUAUGUCUAAUUCUAUUUACUUAAGAAUGUUUACAAACAUUCACUAAAAUAUGUGCAAGAAUAUGUAUGUAAAUAAUUACCUACACAAAAUUGAUUGUUAUUUCUAUAUUGAUAAACAAAAAGAAAAAAAGCACAAAAGCUUUAUUAUCCUAUUUUGUAAAUUAUUGAAUUGUGUAAAAACUGAUAGAGAAACCAAAUCUAAACUAUAAUGAAAAUAGGCUUUUUUGUAAACCUAUGAUGUCAAUUCUUUAAUAAUUAAUCGACGAUUUUGUAUAGUCUGUAGAAUAAAUCUUAUUGAAUUCUAUUGGCAUAGGAAGCAUCAAGGCUACUGUUGCGAAUAAACAACGAACGUUGUGGAAAACUAGCAUUCGUUGAAUGAUUGAGCUACUUAUAUUCAAGUUUUUAAGACAAUUUUCACAGUUUCAGUAUAUUAUGUAAAAUUAUAAGUUAUUAAUCUGUAAGAAUUUUAAUUACUUGUAUCGAUUUUAUCUACGUUUCACAAAUAAAAUAUUUUAACAAAACUAAAAA
Molecule: messenger RNA, 2042 nt
Organism: Ostrinia nubilalis (European corn borer)
Lineage: Eukaryota; Metazoa; Arthropoda; Insecta; Lepidoptera; Crambidae
Exons: 3
Coding region: 344-742 (132 amino acids)
Source: RefSeq, a predicted model, not a curated record